This is a messenger RNA of Ambispora leptoticha, 444 nucleotides long. Lineage: Eukaryota; Fungi; Glomeromycota; Glomeromycetes; Archaeosporales; Ambisporaceae. The record is from the annotation of a GenBank genome assembly.
AUGGCCUCAUACUUUCAACACUUUCCUUCGAAACAAAUACUCUCAAGCGCUUCAAAAAAUCGUACUCGAAACAAAUAUUUCGGACGUAAAUUCUUUUCGAAAUGGGCAAAUUCACCUGGGUUUCUAAAGACGAUAAAAACCGAUCCGAUGUACAAACCACAUGUCACUAGUGCUCUGAAAAUCGCUGGGAGAAUUAGAAAUGCGAGUAAAAUUUCGCCACUUGCUAAAGAGAUGUGGAAAAACUUAGAUCCUGAAAGAAAGAAAAAAUACGAACUUUUGUCAAAAAAGUUGUCCAGUAGAAUCGCAUGGAAAAAUGGAGGUUUAAUCAAGAAUGUCAUAGAGCAAGAAACACCCGAAGCCACGCCAUCCAUCGCUAAUCCCGAGAGCCCAUUUUAUCGAUACUCAAAAGAUGUCUGGAGAAAAGAAGAUACAAAAUUAUUUUAA